This is a messenger RNA of Trichomycterus rosablanca, 5244 nucleotides long. It is a transcript of the gene nsd2, whose product is annotated as nuclear receptor binding SET domain protein 2. The transcript has 23 exons. NCBI's taxonomy places the organism in Eukaryota, Metazoa, Chordata, Actinopteri, Siluriformes, Trichomycteridae. The record is from RefSeq and is a predicted model, not a curated record. The coding region runs from base 251 to 4555 and encodes 1434 amino acids. Gene Ontology annotation, molecular function: histone methyltransferase activity; protein binding. Gene Ontology annotation, cellular component: nucleus.
AGUUUGCUCAUUUCUGUUGGCCGCCCAGUUUCCCUCCGAGACGAGUGUUUUUGAGGAGACAAAAACAAAGUGCGUUAGAGUGGCGUUUAUUCGGUGUAAGUCACACGUUCGGCGGGUUUGUUUGGAUAUUUGAGCAUUUUUGAAGAUGCUUUGUCGGGAGUUAAGAGCCGGGCUACUGAAGAGAUUUGAAAAGGCCGGGUGAAGUGAGCGCUGCUGCCGACCAAUCGGAACAGAUCCCUGAGUGGCACUGAUGGACAGUAAAGGAGGAUCUCUGCCUGCAAUGCCUGAGCUGAAAAACCCCACCAGUAUGAAACAACUGUCUGGUUCACCAUGUGGAUGUAAGGGACUUGGUGAUGGAAGCACAGAUCCUGACAUUCUCAUGGAUAAAGCUGCUACUCAGCUGGCAGCUACACCGCAUGAUGGUGUUUUGCAGAAGAUGGGCAAUCAUAACCACAGUCAUGAGCAUCUGAAGGAUCUUACAUCUCGCUUGUUAAAUGGGGAUCAGGAUAAAAUGUCAAAGUUCUGUGCUGCUCCUCCCACAUCACCUGUCCUCAAAGGAGUGGAGUCUGGACCUCAGCAUGGCAGCCCGCAGAGGAAGGCCGACGCCUCCCCUGAGCUCACACUUAAAAUAACACAUGUGGCCAAUGGCAAGUCGCCACCAAAAAGCAUGUAUGAAGCCAGCUAUCGAGAAGAGGUCACUGAUGAACCAGAUCCAUCUCUAAGCUUAGCUGAAGGCAUCCUGGGGCUGGAUACAAGUGCUGGAAUAGAAAAGAGAAAGAGGGCACCAGUGAAGAAGAAAUUACCCCCAAGCAAAAGACAGACUAAUGGCCCUAGUGUUAAUGGCUAUGACACAUCCCCUGUUUUGCACUCGACCAUAGAGCCAGUGUGUGACCAGGCCAGAGUGUCAACUGACCUUGCCACCUCCACAGAUGUCCUGCCGUCCGAAUCUCAUGAUGCUGUUGAUGCAGACAUACCUGCCAAUGCAACAUCAAAUGCUGUGCAGCCAUCUACACUGGAUGCUGAGGAAGGCACUGAUGUGCAGGAUGUGGGUGAGAUGUUACAAAGGUCUAAGUCACCUCCUGUGCAGUUUUCAGUGGGUGAUAUUGUUUGGGCUAAAGCGUCUGGAUAUCCCUGGUGGCCAUGUAUGAUUACUACAGACCCAGAGUUCAACCUUCACUUUAGACAGAAAGGGUUACUUUACCACCUGCAGUAUUUCAGCGAUGCUCCAGAAAGAGCAUACAUUGCUGGGAAGAACCUGGUCCUGUUCUCAGGAAAAGAUCAAUACCAGACACUAUGCUGUGGAAGCAAACAGACCAGUGCCCAUUCUGAUGGGCAGAAGCGCUUAAUUCCACGCAAGCUGCGGAUACCAUGGGACACGGGCAUCUCCCAGGUAAUAGAAGCUGCAGCUUUAUCAUUAGAGGAGCGACUGGAAAAGUUUAGCUUCUCAUAUGAAGGCAGCCAGCCACGAUUUAACUCCUGUAUUCAGCAAGAGCUUCAGCAGCGCAUGCAGGAACAACCACUGCAGGAUCAUGAAGAAUUUCCAGACACAACCAGCCUCACUCCCCCAGACUCCACUCAGUCUAGCCCCAUUACUGUACAGACUCUGAGCAGCCCUCUCCCCCCUUCCCCUCCCACCUACAGCAGCACUUCAGCAGGAAAAAUGCCCCUUGCCACUAAAGCACCAACCAAUAGAGGACAAAGUAGUUGCAAGGAGCAGAAUGCUUCUGCAAAGAAGAGAAAGAAAGUAACCUCUCCGGGCGCAACCCCACCUGUGGCGGCCACUCAUACUGAUUCUACUGAUCAGGAUAUGUCCACUGAUGCAGAUGGACCUCAGAAAUCUCAUAAGAGGAAAUAUGUUAAAUCUGGGAAAUAUAAAAAGCAGCCGUUGCAGGAUGUCCUAUUUGUUGACAUUGAUCCUCAAUUAAAAGCACCUCAGAAACAGGGAAAGCUCAAACAGAAGUUUCCAGCAGCACCAAGUUCCCUGAAGAAGCAGAAAAUCAAGGCAUCUGCUAGUAUUGCUGAAGGUCUGAACACAGAAUUACUAAAGCCAGUAGUCAUAGGAAUGAAGAAACCUUUAAAACGUGCACUAGGAGAACUUCACGAGGCUGAACCUCAGCCCAAGAAGAAAGCCAAGAAGGGUGAGGGUUUAAGAUGGCAUCAGGUGCUGAAGGCACCCGAAGCCGACCCUUCUAGGAGAAAGAAACCGAAAUCUACCACAGAUGAGAAAAGAAAAAGGUCCAAAACACAAGUUCCUGUAGAGGAUCCACAAGUAAAGGCCAAGUAUGUCAGAAAGAGGAAGCAGGAAUCGGCAUCCAAGAAGAACCAGCAAUCAUCUGUGCCCCACCCAGAGACUGUGUGUGAGGAAAGACCAGAUUCCCUCAGCGACGGUCCUGAUGAUGCCCAUGCUCACAAGAAGGCAGAGCGUACAGUCAAUAAUAAAAAGGAGAGUGUGUGUCUGGUCUGUGAAAAGACAAGUGAGGACUUGGUGACGUGUGAGGGUCAGUGUUUUGGUACCUAUCACAGAGAAUGUGUGAAUUUGGAACAAUCAACUGACAAGGUGCUCUGCAUGGCCUGUCGCACAGGCGUACACACAUGCUAUACUUGUAAGAAAUCUGAAGGGGAGGUAAAACGCUGCAAUGUCCAACACUGUGGGCGAUUUUAUCAUGAGGCGUGCUUACGUUUGAGCACUUUGACUGUUUUUGACAACCGAGGAUUUCGCUGCCCACUUCAUACCUGCCUUAGCUGUCACUGCAGCGGCCGUGGCACUGCAAAAGCCACCAAAGGAAGGAUGAUGCGCUGUCUGCUCUGUCCGGUUGCUUAUCACACUGGAGACCUGUGCAUAGCAGCAGGAAGCGAGAUGCUGACAUCCACUUCUAUCGUGUGUACCAACCACUUUAGCCCUAAGAAAGGCUACAGGCAUCAUACACAUGUCAAUGUCAGUUGGUGCUUCAUCUGCUCCAAUGGUGGCAGUCUCCUGUGCUGUGAAUCGUGUCCAGCUGCAUUCCACCCUGACUGCCUGAAUAUCACCAUGCCUGAUGGUAGCUGGUUCUGUCAUGACUGCCGCUCUGGCAAGAAACCUAAAUACAGAGACAUUAUCUGGGUUAAACUGGGCAACUACAGGUGGUGGCCAGCAGAAAUUCGUCAUCCCCGGAACAUCCCUACGAACAUCCAGCACCUGCGACAUGAGAUUGGGGAGUUCCCUGUGUACUUUUUUGGCUCAAAAGACUACUAUUGGACCCACCAGGGCCGUGUCUUCCCUUUCAUGGAGGGAGACAGAGCAAGCAGGCAUCAGAGGACUGGCAUUGGGAAGGUUUUUAAAAAUGCUGUGCUGGAGGCAGAGGCUCGAUUUAAAGAGAUAAAGAUGGAGAGAGAAGCUAAAGAAGCUCAGGAGAACAACCGGAAACCUCCUCCAUACAAAUUUAUAAAGACCAACAAACCAUUUGGGCGUGUUCAGAUCUAUACAGCCGACAUCUCCGAGAUCCCUAAAUGCAACUGUAAGCCGAGUGAUGAGCGACCCUGCAGUUUUGAGUCUGAGUGCCUUAACCGCAUGCUGCUGUAUGAGUGCCAUCCUCAGGUGUGUCCAGCUGGAAACCGCUGCAUGAACCAGGACUUUACCAAGCGCCUUUAUCCAGAGACCAAGAUUAUUCGCACAGCAGGCAAGGGCUGGGGUCUAAUUUCACUCCGAGACAUCAAAAAGGGAGAGUUUGUAAAUGAGUAUGUGGGGGAGUUGAUUGAUGAGGAGGAAUGCAGAGCAAGAAUCAAAUACGCCCAAGAGAAUGACAUCACACACUUCUACAUGCUCACCAUCGACAAGGACCGGAUCAUUGAUGCAGGCCCUAAAGGAAACUUCUCUCGCUUCAUGAAUCACAGCUGCCAACCCAACUGUGAGACUCAGAAGUGGACUGUUAAUGGGGACACCCGUGUGGGCUUGUUUGCUGUGUGUGACAUUCCAGCAGGAACUGAAUUGACCUUUAACUAUAAUCUGGACUGUCUGGGGAAUGAGAAGACUGUAUGUCACUGUGAUGCACCCAACUGCAGUGGCUUCUUAGGAGACAGACCCAAGAUUACGACAACUUCAGAGCCCAAGGCUAAGGCAAAACCCCAGAAGAAAAAAUCUAAACGACGGCGCGCUCGGAGCGAAGGAAAAAAGCAGUCCGAGGACGAUUGUUUCCGUUGUGGGGACGGGGGAGAGCUGGUUCUGUGUGACCGCAAGGGCUGCACUAAAGCCUACCACCUGUCCUGCCUAGAUCGCACCAAGAGACCAUUUGGUCGUUGGGAGUGUCCCUGGCAUCACUGUGAUGUCUGUGGAAAGCUGUCUGAUGCCUUCUGCCAGCUGUGCCCCAACUCCUUUUGUAAGGCUCACGAGGAGGGUGCGCUGAGACCACACCCUGUCAGCAAUCAGCUGUGCUGCCUGGAGCAUGAAGACUCUGACCUGCAGCCUUCAGCGGUGCCCUCCCAGGACUCUGGCGUUACCACUAAACCUACCAAACGCCGCCGCAACACCUCAGCCAAGAAAAGGCCAAGGAAACACUGUAAACAGGCAGCAGAAGCAUAAAGCCAGUCAGCCAGCCAGCACGCCCCUCCUCCGUUCCCACCAUGGCCUUUCACUCACUCAUGAUUCAGUGGUAUUGCCAUCAUGACUAUUCUCCCAAACUGCAAGCACUGUGUGUAUGAUCAGGGAAGUACAUGAACACUGUAGAGCUCCACAGAGCCGCCACAUCAGGUGCCCCCUCACUUACUCGCUCAACCUCACUUAACUCACUCACUCUCAGUCUGAUUCACUCUGCGUGAGAUCGUAUCACACCAAACAGCCUCAUUACUACACAGCAUUACUGAGGCCAAACUUGAAUCUUUUAUACAUGGCUUUUAUUUUAUUUUUUAAAUAGAGGAUUCUUUUAACAGUAGAUGUAUAUGGAAAUGUAUAUGAAAUACCAAAUUAUAAUAAUACUGGAGUUAUUGAUAGUAACAGAUUUUUUUAACCAGUUGUUGCAUUUAAUGUAAAACACUAUGGUUAGCCUUGAUUUGUUUUGUUUUUUAUGAAGUUCGUUAAUAGAUUGCAUUUAAUUGCAGAGCAGCAGAGUUUUAGCACAUUUUUGUUAGCUCAUUUUUUUGAGUUCCUGUAACAUGCUAGAAUCGUAAACGUUUCUGUGAAAAUCUACCUAUUCAGAGUUUAAAUAAGGACACAGUUAAUUCAGUCAAGGUGCUUUUUGUGAGGUUUGGGUAAAAAUAAAGCUUUUACAAGCA